Molecule: messenger RNA, 9398 nt
Organism: Oncorhynchus keta (chum salmon)
Lineage: Eukaryota; Metazoa; Chordata; Actinopteri; Salmoniformes; Salmonidae
Product: piezo-type mechanosensitive ion channel component 2-like
Exons: 55
Source: RefSeq, a predicted model, not a curated record
GUGGUUACAGCUUGCUUGUUCCGGUACAAUGGACUAUCAUUCGUCUACCUCAUCUACCUCCUCCUUAUCCCCCUCUUCGCUGAGCCCACCAGCACAACCAUGCAGGGCCACACGGGGCGCCUGCUCAUGUCCCUGUGCUUCAGCAGUCUCAGCUUCCUGCUCUUCCACAUCAUCUAUCAGAUCACUGUCAACAGUCUAUUGGCUGGGAACAACAUAGACCGCGCCUUCAACUGUUCAACGUGGGAGAAAUCUAUACGUCAAAUUGGCUUCGAAAGUGUGAUAGGUGCAGAUGCAGGGAACGGUAUCCGUGUGUUCCUCCCUGACAUAGGGAUGUUCCUAGCAGGGCUGGCCUGCUGGCUUCUGUGUCGUAGUCUGUUUCAGAAGAGACCGCCAGAGGACAUGGCCCAGGACAACACUGACUACGAACCGGAGGGAGAGGAGGAAGAGGAAAAGCUGAGCCUUGAUGACAACGUCCUGUUGGAUGAGGACUUUGAGGCUGGGUACGAGGCUGGAGAAGAGGAGGAGGAAGAGAUGGAGGAGGAAGAGGGGGAAGAUGAUGAAGAGGAGGAAGAGAGCAACAAGAUGAAGAUUCUGCGUCACAUUGCAGGCGUGGCGUCUAAAGUGAAGGAGAUCAUUGGGAAUCUGAUCACCACCGCGGGAAAAGUGGUGGUCACUAUACUGUUAGGAGUCACAGGUAUCACGCUGCCCUCCCUGACGUCUGCGGUAUAUUUCUUCGUGUUCCUGUUCCUGUGUACGUGGUGGUCGUUCUGCCGCACCUUCGACACCCUCAUCUUCAGCUGUAUGUGUGUCCUCAUGGCCAUAUUCAGCGCUGGACACCUGGUCGUCCUCUACCUCUAUCAGUUUCAGUUCUUCCAAGAGAGCAUCCCUCCAGAGGACAGCUACAUCAGUCUGUUCGGCAUCUCAUCCAUCAUCCAGACUGACUGCUCCUCCACGUGGAGGAUGAUAGUUAACCCUGAUCUGGCCUGGCACCACUUUGUUAACCCCAUUAUGCUGCUGCUGCUGUACUACACCCUGGCCACUCUCAUACGCCUCUGGCUCCAGGAACCUAUAGAGGAACCUAUAGAGGUAGGUAACACCCUGGUAUCUCUCAUACUCCUCUGGCUCCAGGAACCUAUAGAGGGGUUGACUGCAAAGUCCAACGGGACGUCUUGUGACAUCUCCACCCUAAACUCGUUGGAGAAUAGACCGGUCGGUCUGGACCUGUACUCCACCCCACAGUAUAAAAUGGACCAAACCAAUAACAUUACAGAGAAGAAGAAUGGAAGUGUGUAUGACGUCAAUCCAACCGUGGGUGGAGAGCCUGCUGGGAUGGAGGAGGAGGAGGAGAAGAAGGAACAGGGCGAUGAGGAGGAGGAGGAGAAGGAGAAGGAGGGCAGAGUGAAUGCUGUAGUAACAGUGUUCAGGUUCAUUAUGAAGCAAAGCUAUAUCUGUGCUCUCAUAGCCAUGAUGGCGUGGAGCAUCACGUAUGUUAGCUGGCUGACGUUUGUGUUCCUGAUGUGGUCGUGUAUGUUGUGGAUGGUGAGGGACCGACGUCGUUACACCAUGCUAACCUCUCCCUUCAUGGUGCUCUACGGGAACCUGCUCAUUGUGCUGCAGUACAUCUGGAGCUUUGAGCUGCUGGAGCCCGUGCCUGGACUCUUCCUCAAGAAGGACGUGCCCUUCAGUGAACUGGGAUCCAAGGUCCUGUGUCUGUUGAGCUUCUGGCUGCUGCUGAGACAGACUCUGACAGAGAGAAAGGACAAGCAGAGAGAGGAGGAUGCUGUACUCACUGACGUACAUGUGGAUGACCAACCCAAGAAGAAGAAGGAGGAAGAGGAGGAUGAGGAAGGAGGGGAGCAGGACAUCAUGCAGGUUCUGGGGAACAUGGUGAUGGAGAUGCUGGUGAAAUACUGGAUCUAUAUCUGUGGAGGGAUGUUCUUCUUCGUCAGCUUCGAGGGACGCAUGGUCAUGUAUAAGAUCAUCUACAUGAUGCUCUUCCUCUUCUGUGUGGCGCUCUAUCAGGUGCACUAUGAGUACUGGAGGAGGAUCCUGAAGUACUUCUGGAUGUCUGUGGUGGUCUACACCAUGCUGGUCCUCGUCCUGGUCUACACCUUCCAGUUUGAGACUUCUCUACCCUUCUGGUCUAACAUGACUGGCAUGAGUGAAGAGAAACUGAAGGACCUGGGGCUAGAACAGUUCUCCGUAUCGAUGCUCUUCACACGUAUCUUCAUCCCCACCUCCUUCCUCUUGGUGUGUAUCCUCCACCUUCACUACUUCCACGACCGCUUCCUGCUGCUCACUGACCUGAAGGCUGUGGCCCAAAAACAGGACAGCACCAUCUACAGUCAUGCUAAAGUCAAUGGUCGCGUGUAUCUGAUCAUGAACAGCAUCAAGCAACACAUUUCCUCUCCACAGAGCAAACUGGUACACCAGGAUGGAAGCCUGGCUGACAUCACCAUGCUCAGCAUCUCUUCUGGAGAAGGAGUGAUACGAGCAGACGACAAGAAAGAGAAGAAGAAGGAGGGAACCCUGGUGGUGGUGAUGCAGGAGAAAGAUGGAGGGAUGAAGCAGAAAGGAGGCCUCCAUCAGUCUAUAGACCUGCGUCAGUCAUUCGGAAAGUCCUUUGAGUUGCAUCAGUCGUUCCAAAAGUCGUUUGAGUCCAGUGCAGGGUCGGGGGGGAGUGGCCACUGCAGUGUGGGAACUGAGCCAGAUCCCUCCACAGAAAACACGACCUCAGACCUAAAGAAUAAGUGGCACCUGGUGGUGGACCGUCUGACUGUGCUGUUCCUCAAGUUCCUGGAAUAUUUCCACAAGCUGCAGCUCUUCAUCUGGUGGCUCCUAGAGAUACACAUCGUCAAGAUCGUCUCUUCGUAUAUCAUACUGGUCUCUGUCAAGGAGGUGUCCUUGUUCAACUACGUGUUCCUGGCGUGCUGGGCCUUUGCUCUACCCUUCGGUCAGUUCAGACCACUGGCCUCCAGUAUCUGUACAGUCUGGACCUGCGUUAUCAUCGUCUGUAAGAUGUUGUACCAGCUGGAAUCUAUACAACCUGCCUCUUACUCCAAGAACUGCUCCAUGCCAAUGAACUACACAGAGAAACAGAGAGAAGAGAUGAAAGACUCUCUGCUGUACAAGGAGCCAGUAGACCCGUCCAACUGGGUCGGACUCAACAAAUUCAACCCUCUACUGGAGAACCUUAGGAACAACCUGCUGAUGUUGGCCAUGCUGGCAUUUGAGGUGACCAUCUACCGUCACCAGCAGUACUACAGACUGAGGAACAAGCUCACCGCGCCCGCCGCUCGCAUCAUCUUCCAUGACAUCACGCGGCAACACCUCGACAACGGCAUCAUCAACUGUGCCAAGUACUUCAUCAACUACUUCUUCUACAAGUUCGGGCUGGAGACAUGCUUCCUACUGGCGGUGAAUGUGAUUGGCCAGCGUAUGGACUUCUAUGCUGUGCUGCAUGCCUUCUCUCUGAUAGCCGUGAUGUACAGACGUAGGAGGAAAGCUAUAGCUGAGAUCUGGCCUAAAUACUGUUGUUUCCAGGCCUGUAUUCUAACCUGGCAGUACUUUGUGUGCAUCGGGAUACCACCUGCAGCUUGCAAAGACUACCCAUGGAGGUUCCCAAACUCUGCAAUGGACUCCAACGUCAUCAAGUGGCUUUAUUUCCCUGACUUCCACACCAACCCCAACCCAAUCUUUCUCGUCUAUGACUUCAUGCUCCUCCUCUGCGCCUCACUCCAGAGGAGUGUAUUUGACGAGGAGAACAAGGCAGCUGUCCGUCUCAUGGCCGGAGACAACGUGGAGAUCUGCAGAGACCUAGACGCGGCCUCGUUCAGCGUUCACAACCCUGUGCCUGACUUCAUACACUGCAGAUCCUACCUGGACAUGCUGAAGGUGAUCAUGUUCAGCUACCUGUUCUGGUUCGUCCUCACCAUCAUCUUCAUCACCGGCACCACACGUAUCAGCCUCUUCUGUUUGGGCUAUCUGGUGGGAUGUUUCUACUUCCUGUUGUUCGGCGGGGAGCUGCUGCUCAAGCCAAUCAAAAAGAUCCUCCACUACUGGGACUUCCUGAUCGCCUAUAACGUGUUUGUGAUCACCAUGAAGAAUAUCCUGUCUAUCCUGGCCUGUGGCUACAUCAACGUCCUGGUGGUAAAUAACUGCUGGCUGAUCCAGCUCCUCAGUCUGGCCUGCACCAUCAAGGAGUAUAAGGUCAAGUGUGAUCUGCCCAGCGACGAGGCUGGGAUCAUCUGGGACAGCAUCUGCUUUGCCUUCCUGCUGUUGCAGAGACGGGUCUUCAUGAGUUACUACUUCCUACAUGUGGUGGCUGACAUCAGGGCCUCACAGAUACUGGCCUCCAGAGGGGCUGAAUUGUUCCAGGCUACUAUAGUGAAGGCAGUGAGAGCCAGACUGGAGGAAGAGAACAAGUCUAUGGAGCAGCUGAAGAGACAGAUGGACCGUAUAAAGCAGCGCCAGGAGAAGUUUAAGAGUGGGAAGAAAAAGAUGUUGAGCCUGGCCCAGGAAUCUGGGGACAGAGAGAACCCCAUCCAGCCGCAGGAAUCUGGGGACAGAGAUAACCCCAUCCAGCCACAGGAGCAGGAGGAAGAGGAUGAUGGAGCAGAGCGAGAAAGAGAGAAAGAGAAAGUGAAAGAGAAAGAAACAGCCAAGACUAAAAAAAGGCAGUGGUGGCGGCCUUGGGUUGACCACGCCUCCAUGGUGAGAAGUGGAGAUUAUUACUUGUUUGAAACUGACAGUGAAGAAGAGGAGGAAGAGGAGGAGAAAAGAGAGGAUCAAGAGCUGCCCAAGAAGUCAGCGUUUCAGCGAGCUAUUGGGAAGUUUGCCUCAGCCCUUAUAGCUCUGCCCAGAUCUAUCAUUAAACUGCCCAAAACCAUCCUUCAGUAUGUAAUCAGGGCAGCCAAGUUUUUCUACCAUGCCUGGAUAACAGACUCCAAGACAGCCAUGAAGGAACGAGGCAAAGAGAAGCGUAAGUUCUGGAAGAGGUACACCAAGAGAGAGAAACACAAGAAGGACAAGAAAGAAGGUCAUGUGACUAUAGAGAUGGAGGAAGAUCCGGAGGGAACACAGGAGAAGAAGUCUGACGGACCAGACAACGUCUUGAAGCGAGUGUUCAACAUCAUCAAGUUCACCUGGGUGUUGUUCCAGACCACGGUGGAGAGCUUCACCAAGUGGAUGAACAACGUGUGUAGAGAACACAUAGACAUCUCCACCGUGCUGCGCAUUGAGAGAUGCAUGCUCACUAGAGAGGUCAAAAAGGGCAACGUCCCGUCCAGAGAGAGUAUCCAUGUGUUCUACCAGAAGCAGAUGCGUAUGAGCAUGUCUCGGGGGUCCAGCCUGGACCGGCUCAGUGAGGAGGACAGUGCGUCGGGGGGGUCUCACAGGGUCCACAGGAGGAGAGGGGACUAUCGCAUGGAGAGCCAGGACAGCAUGGCAUCGUUGGCAUCACGAGACAGCAUAUCCAGUGCCUUCACUGAGGCCACCAUGCUGUUCUCCCGCCAAGACACCCUGGACGAGCUGGACGGAAUGCCGUCAGACGUUCCCAUUCCCAAAACCAGUGAACGUGCCCGGCCAAAACUCCGUAAGAUUUACGGCCUGGAUGCCUCCAAAUCAACUGACAGCAGCAGCAGCCAAGUGUCCAGUGAAACGACCCAGUGCAUCACUCUGUACUCCCGGCAGGGCACCACCGACACCAUUGAGGAGGUGGAGGACGAACAGGACCAGGGGGAAAACAGGCUGCACGGACCCUGGGAACACCCACCUCCGGAGGGGUCAGAGGGGGCUGAAGACAGCCCCUGGCGGGGUGGAGGAGAUGGUAGUGAUGGAGAGACCACAGAGGAGAGGAAGCGGUACCAGGGCCAGGGGGAUCCAUGGGGGUCUCCAGGCCCAGGGGAGGGCCCCUCCUUCAGGGUAGAGGAAGGAGCCUCAACCCUCCUGGCCCUCCGAGAAGGGUCCCGACCAGCGUCCCAGGACUGUACCACUGACAGUGACGACGGGGGUGUCCAGGACCGGCAAGAAUACUUGAAUAGGGAAGAGCGUGACCGGGCGGGGUUGCUGUACACCCCAGACACGGACGCUCCAAACACCUCGGAUGCUGAUGUGCCUCCCAGCUACAGCAAGGCGGUGAGCUUUGACCGUCUGGAGGUGAGUGAGGAUGAGAGCGACAGGGACGACAAUAGGAUGAUGGCGAUGACCCCAGACACCAGCCGGUCAGACUAUCUGGACGACCCUUUGCUGCCCUCACUGACCACUGAGCUGACCGCCAGCGAACUGCUGCUCAACAAGAUGUUCCACGAUGAGGAGCUAGAGCGGUCGGAGCGGUUCUAUGUGGGCCAGCCCCUGGUGCUCCAGUUGAUCUAUGCCCUGUAUAACAUGCUGGUGGCCCACUCUGAGAUGGUGUGUUACCUCGUCAUCAUCCUCAACAACAUGCUGUCAGCCUCCUGCGUCACCCUGGUCCUCCCCAUCCUCAUCUUCCUCUGGGCCAUGCUGUCGGUACCUAGACCCAGUAAGAGGUUCUGGAUGACUGCCAUCGUAUACACUGAGGUCACCAUCGUCAUCAAGUAUUUCUUCCAGUUUGGCUUUUUCCCCUUCAACCAGAACCCGAAGGUGGACGUGAAUAAACCCUACCACCCUCCAAACAUCAUCGGCGUGGAGAAGAAAGAUGGAUAUGUCAUCUAUGACCUCAUACAACUUCUGGCGCUCUUCUUCCACAGGUCCAUCCUGAAGUGUCAUGGUCUAUGGGACGAAGACAACCUUAAUGACACCAAGAAGGAGAUCCUCCGCAGGAACUCUGAGUCAGAAGACGAUGAGAGGAGGGAGAUGGAGGCCACUCCCGUCCCUUCCACCCCCCGCGAGAGGAAGGGGUCCACACAGACCCUCGGGUCUAUAAACCUGGGCAUGGGCACCUCCGUGGACUCUGUACACGUCCCCAUGCACAACCCCCAGCCACAGCAGCAGACCUACCAGAGAAGAAAGAGCUCCAGUGGAGGGUCUCAUAUCUCCCACCGCUCGGUCCACUCUGUACGCUCCAAGAGAGGCAGCACUAACUCCAGGAACAGUAGCCAUAGAGACGGGAGCGAGUCAGUACAGCAGAAGACCAAGAAACAGCUGAUCAAGGAGAAACUCAGAGAACAGAUGAUCAAAGCCAAGACCUUCACUAUCAAAAGGACCAUGGAGGUGUACCUGCCCAUCCGUCUGUUCUUCUACAACCUGGUCCAUCCAGAGUACAGCGCUGUGACAGACGUCUAUGUUCUAAUGUUCCUGGCCGACACCGUCGACUUCAUCAUCAUCGUCUUCGGCUUCUCUGCUUUUGGGAAACACUCAGCGGGAGCAGACAUCACGUCGUCCCUGUCGGAGGACCAGGUUCCCGGAGCCUUCCUGGUGAUGGUUCUGAUCCAGUUUGGGACCAUGGUGGUGGACCGGGCCCUGUACCUCAAGAAGACAGUGCUGGGGAAGGUCAUCUUCCAGGUUAUCCUGGUGUUCGGGAUCCACUUCUGGAUGUUCUUCAUCCUGCCCGGAGUCACUGAGAGGCGUUUCAAUGAGAACACAGUAGCCAAGCUAUGGUACUGUAUCAAGUGUAUCUACUUUGGGCUGUCAGCCUAUCAGAUCCGCUGUGGCUACCCCACCAGAGUCCUGGGUAACUUCCUCACCAAGAGCUACAACUACGCCAACCUCUUCCUGUUUCAAGGGUUCCGUCUGAUCCCGUUCCUGACUGAGCUGCGUGCAGUGAUGGACUGGGUCUGGACCGACACCUCUCUGUCUUUAUCCUCUUGGAUCUGUGUGGAAGACAUCUACGCUCACAUCUUCGUCCUCAAGUGCUGGAGGGAGUCAGAGAGGAGAUACCCCCAGCCGCGGGGCCAGGCGAAGAAGCCGGUGGUGAAGUAUGGGAUGGGAGGGAUGAUCGUCAUGCUUCUGAUCUGUAUCAUCUGGUUCCCUCUACUCUUCAUGUCUCUGGUCAAGUCUGUGGUGGGUGUGGUCAACAAACCACUGGACGUCUCCUUCUCCAUCACCCUGGCCGGGUUCCAGCCCAUCUUCACAAUGAGUGCUCAGCAGAACCAGCUCAGAGAAGUCUCCAACCAUGAAUUCCAUAACACAUUCAUGAGGUCAUACCUCAGCGACCCUGAAGCGAUGCAGUGGUUGGAGUCCUACAUGCCAGAGGACCUAACCAUAGCUGAGUUGGAGGGCAGCUCUAACAGUCUGUGGACCAUCAGUCCUCCCAGUAGAACUAACAUCAUGAAGAUGCUCAGCUCCAAGGAGCAGUUCCCCAUCACUGUAGCUUGGUCUAUCCAACGGAACCCGACUCUGGGAGCGAAGGCUGAGUUUUCUACAGGGAAGAAGGUGAUGUUUCUGGAUGAUAAGACCAAGCUGGAGCUAUUCCUUCUGCUCAAUGGGACGAGAAAAGACGGAGUGGUGAUAAAACAUGGCUUCCAACGGUAUCUCCGAGCCCCGACUGACUCUGAGGCCAAACCCAUAGAGCAGCUGUCUACGGAGGAAGUAUCCAUCACUUUGGCAUUAGAGCGUUUACAUAAUGACUCGGAGGGGGUCCAGGAGUGGUGGAUCGUGAACCAGACGAGUCCGGGAAACAUCAACGUUCGUAGCCCCAAGAAUCUGUACAACGCUGGGCUGGAGCUCUAUGUCUUCAGCGAUCAGGUCAGCCCCCCUCCUAGUCUGGGCUUUCUGGCUGGAUACGGGAUCAUGGGUCUGUACGCCUCCGUGGUGCUCGUCAUCGGUAAGUUCGUCCGUGAGUUCUUCAGCGGUAUCUCCCACACCAUCAUGUUCGAGGAGCUGCCCAACGUGGACCGCAUCCUGAAGCUCUGCACCGACAUCUUCCUGGUCCGAGAGACGGGAGAGCUGGACCUGGAGGAAGACAUGUACGCUAAACUCAUCUUCCUCUAUCGCUCGCCUGAGACUAUGAUCAAAUGGACCAGGGAAAAGACUCAGUGAGCUUGGCUGUAAAAGGCUAGAAGUUUCAAUCCCCUUUCAAUGUGGAUAGAAGUUUAAAAGUAUUAACCUCCCACUGGUCUCUGGGAUGUUGAAGUUAUGGAUGGACUCGAUCAGUCCAGACAGACCGUUUUUGCUGACACUUUAGUCAGUUCUUAACUUUUAGUCAUUUUUAUGGAAGUAGAUCUCCGAGGAGGAAGGAAGGGCCAAAGCUUGCCGGCCCCUGUUGCAACAACAAAAAAGAAACACUGGGUUCUUCUAUUUCAUUUCAGCAAGCCAUGACACCGACCAUCUCAGAUUUUUCUGAAAUAGUCUGUAGUUUGAUGAAGAUGAUAUAAACAUUCCUGCAAAAUUAUUUUGUUGAAAGACAAUUUGAAAUCUGAGAAAUUAAGCUAAUUGAUUGCACACAAAUCAUCAAUUUCAAUUUAAAUACCAAACAUCCAAUU